Arachis ipaensis is the source of this 1090-nucleotide messenger RNA. NCBI's taxonomy places the organism in Eukaryota, Viridiplantae, Streptophyta, Magnoliopsida, Fabales, Fabaceae. The record is from RefSeq and is a predicted model, not a curated record.
GUCUUGACCUCGUUUGCUGGUCAACUAACACGCUUUAAAUUCAGUCUCUUUGAACUUAGAAGGCAAUAAUAAUUUCCCACAUCCCGUAGUAGUUGUUGACUGUGUAGCAAGGUUUUAAUUUGCAUUAGUCGGUUUCGAAAUUUAAGAAUAUACCUUAUUGUUUGUUGAAGCCAAAAUUUUAAUUUCAGUCUACUUUAUCUGGUAAUUUCCUUUCACUUUCACUCUUGUCUAUUGCCACACUGCCGAUAAUGAUGUAGGGUUAGAGAAAAUAAUGGAGGCAAACAAGUUAUUAAUUAAUUUCAUAUUCUUCUUUUUUUCUAGUCACUACUUUUCUGUGAGCAUCUUUUCUUGUCCCAAUAAUAUAGAGUAAGGUUCGUACUCCCUUAGUCUUCUCCAUAUAAGGAAAUUAAAUAGAGAGAGACUAAAUUGUAGUGUUGAUGAGGAUGGAAGGAGAAAGAAGGAAGCGGAAAUUGGAGAGUAGUGAAGAAGAAGAAAAAGAAGAAAAUGAGGAGCAGAAGAUGGAGACGUUCUUCGCCUUGGUGAAAAGCACGAAGGAGGCGCGUGAUCUCCUCUUCAAUAAGGACAAAACGGAUAACAAGGUUGAUGAGGAUGAAGAAGCACUCAAGAAGGGAAAAGCUACUUGGAUUCCAAUGUUUCAGCCAGAAGAUUUCAUUGAUUAUGGAGAAUUGGGAAGACAUGCAUCAGGUGCAGGUCCUUCGGAGAAAGAGAAGGAGGAGGUGGUGGUGAUGGAGAAACAACAUUUGCAAGAAGCGGCGGCGGCGACGCUGGAGGCACCUAUUCCAGAAAUAAAUGAACAGAAGGAAAAAACAAGUGAUCUUCUAGACUUAAAUCUUUCUUUGUGAUAAAUGCCAUAUAUGUAUGUGAAUGUAUGUAUGUGAUUUGCUGACCUAAUUGUAUCUUUAUUGUGUUAUUAAUUAUAUUAUUGAUCAAUUAGUGUUCAUUGUUACUUCAUGAUUAACCAUGGAAUUGUUUAUACAACGGAAGAGAGUCAUCAUGUUUAGACAGUUUAGUAUACUGUGGUGAUUUUUCGUGCUCAAUUCUUAAUAAUAAUCUGCCUUCUGGCUUUGUA